Molecule: messenger RNA, 1443 nt
Organism: Cuscuta europaea
Lineage: Eukaryota; Viridiplantae; Streptophyta; Magnoliopsida; Solanales; Convolvulaceae
Source: the annotation of a GenBank genome assembly
UAAGGACAAGACUACGCGAGCUUCUCGAGGGUGUUGUUUCGUGAUAUGCCCGUCCAGAGAAGAAGCAGACAAGGCUGUUAAUGCGUGCCACAACAAGAAGACACUUCCUGGGGCUUCCAGUCCAUUGCAAGUAAAGUAUGCUGAUGGCGAAUUGGAAAGACUAGAACACAAGCUUUUCGUUGGUAUGCUACCAAAGAAUGUUUCUGAUGCUGAACUCUUGACCUUAUUUUCACAAUUUGGAACCAUCAAGGAAUUGCAAAUUAUUAGAGGGUCUCAGCAAACUAGUAAAGGAUGUGCUUUUAUGAAAUAUGAGCAGAAAGAACAAGCUGUUGCCGCCAUAAAUGCCCUCAAUGGAAAGCAUAGAAUGGAGGGUUCCACAGUCCCCUUAGUAGUCAAAUGGGCAGAUACAGAAAAGGAAAGGCAAGCUCGGAGGGCUCAAAAAGCUCUAUUUCAAGCAUCUUCGCCUGACUCCGGACAUCAUCCAUCUCCAUAUGAAGCUUUACCUAUUGGUUAUAUGCCUCCGUACAAUGGAUAUGCUUAUCAGAGUCAUGGAACAUAUGGAAUCAUGCCAUACCGCUUCCCACCAGUGCAGAACCAACAUGGUUUUCAGAAUAUUGUUCCACCGCCCGCAAAUCAAGCAAGCACAGUACCUGGCACCACUUCUGAUCCUUCAUCCAGAUUGACCCCAAGAAGCUAUGCCAUGUCUCCAGCAAGUUACUUAAGAUCUCCUUACUCUGUUCCUGGGGUUCAGUAUCCGAUGCCAUAUCCUGGAGGAGGAAUUUUGAAUAAUAAUAGACCUUUUAGUAAUUCUCUGGGUGCUAACAGCUCAUCUGCAGCAUCUUCAAGCAUCAACUCAGUAUCUGGGGGUCAGAUUGAAGGUCCUCCUGGUGCCAAUUUAUUUAUUUAUCAUAUUCCACAAGAAUACGGUGAUCAAGAACUAGCAAAUGCAUUUGAACCAUUUGGUAGGGUCUUGAGUGCAAAGGUUUUCAUAGACAAGGCAACCGGCAUUAGCAAAUGUUUCGGAUUCGUCAGUUAUGACUCUCCAGAAGCUGCACAAGCUGCUAUUAACAGUAUGAACGGCUACCAAUUAAAUGGGAAAAAAUUGAAGGUUCAGCUUAAAAGAGACAAUAAACAAACCAGACUUCAUUGAUAUAUAUCAAGCAAGGUGUGGGAAUUAUAUGCAUCAAUGACAACACAGUUUACUGGCUUAGGAUUGCAAUUUCAGGCGUAUUACACGAUUAACCUACAUGGCUACUGGAGCCACUCAUGGGAUUGAAGCAUGGGAAACAUGUAAUUUGUGAUUUUUUGGGGGGUUCUGAUGUAAUUUCUGUAUAAUGAUCAUUUUCAUUCAGACAUCAAUUUUUUAAAAUUAUUCUAUUAAUUUAUGGACCUGAUUUCAUUUGCUCCUUCAUUGGUCAAAAGCCUUUUCAUUUCUUAACUGUU